AUGUUGAUUUCUCUUUGUUCCAGAACCUUUGCAAUUCUGCUCAUCACCAUCGCAGCGGCGACCACAGCGCCCGCCUCAUCCUCCAGCCAUGACAACAACCUCACCACUGACCCCAAGGACCCCACCACGCACCAGCUCCUCAGCUCACUCGGCCUCAAGAAGCUCAGGAUACCGGCCGCCCACCACCGCAAGAGGCUAGCGGAGCAAGGAAGACGACACGCCAGCGGCGAUUCAAGGAUGUUCGUCAUCAAACUGCCUCCAAACACCAGCUACUACUCACACGCUGAUCCUGCCCCUGCCGCCGCCCGCACUCUCCCUCUCCAAAUGACCAGCAACGGAAAACCUGCCAGGGUCUAUCACUGGAACAUCCCAGUACUCCAGAAACUCGCCAAGAACAGACCACAAGCCAGAUUCGACGACGAAAUCGUCGAUGUAGAGAGCACUCCCACCUGGCCGAAGGGAACCAAUGACCACCCGAACUCUCUGGACGCACUCGCUUACUACGUCCCAGCCAAGAAGACGUCUUUCAGGAAAUACUUCUCAGGAAACGGCAAACCUAAGUCCUUCUACGUCAUCGAGAAGAACAAGAAGUCCGCGGAGUACCACAGACUACUCCCAUAAUUUUCAACUUCUUUCCUGCUUUGUAAAUUGGAUUGUAUUUAGUAAAUCUGCGAAGUACUGAUCUAAUGUGUAGAGAUAAUCACUGCUAAUCUCGUUUAAAUGAUAGUUUCUGAGGUUGAUUUGAAUAAAAUAUUUCCUUGCCGACGGCCACAUAUCCAUCUGGGUACCUAAUAGCGGUAUAAUAGUCGAGUAUUAAAUGACGUUAUUAGGAACCUGACACAUUACACAUAUUUCUGAACAUUACGCACAUACAUUCCCCUUAUUUAGUACAGUUAACGCGAUUUGAUUUAUUUUGUAACACUUCUUAUAAUUGAGGCUCAUAAAAGUAUGCUGUAACAUGUUUGAAAUAUUGUUUCAAGAUAAUCAUUAUUUAUUAUUAUUGCGGAUUUUUAUUAAAAAGGCAAAAAGUUUUAUUUUCAUAACAGUCUACUGAAAGAACAUUACAAAUUAUCUGCCUUAUGUACUAACGAUUAUUUCAUGAAAACUAUGUAAAAACUUACAUUAUCCAUGUAUGCCUGUGUGUAAGCUUGAUUUGUAUGACAGGAAUAAAAUGGUUGUAGGUAAUAAUAUUAUGUGCGUAAGAAAAUGAACUUGAAUGUAAUGAUGAACUCAGACUUGUCAUACAAAUCAAGCUAUAUUUUACAGGACAGUUAUAAAUAGAUACAGUAGAAUAAGUAAAUAAUCAUUGUAAAUAGUUGCUUUGCGUUUAGUUUUAGAUAAACGAUAGGUGCUUAGAUAUUAGUAAGACUGCGAAACGAAUUUAAAUUAUUACUAUAGUUGUAGUAUAGGCUCAUGUCGCAGACAAAGGAAACUGUCAGUACUUAGUUAAAUAUCUGACAUAUCAUUUAUUUUUUAUCAUCCAAGUUGACUUGGUAUUCGUCCAAGUCAUCCAACUCUCUUUGAACAAGGAGUUGUUGAGUAUAGAGACAGCUCUACGUACAAAAUUAUUGUAAAUUUUUGGCAAACCUUAAUUUUCGACAUCGUCCGACAUGAUUCUGUAAUAAUAUGGCGCAGUAGGUUGCAUUAUGCGCCAUUUGAUCUUAAUACUUUACUUUUGGUUUAGCUACUAAACAUUCUCGCGACUUUUUUGAUGCAUCAACAGCUCUGUUAUAUGAUGAAUGUUUAUGUUGGACUCUACAUUUUAAAAUAAUAAUAUUAUAAAGAACAUAAUAAUUAUGUUCUUUAUAAUCAAUUUAAAAUCU
Molecule: messenger RNA, 1823 nt
Organism: Ostrinia furnacalis (Asian corn borer)
Lineage: Eukaryota; Metazoa; Arthropoda; Insecta; Lepidoptera; Crambidae
Exons: 1
Coding region: 1-621 (206 amino acids)
Source: RefSeq, a predicted model, not a curated record